CGGAGGCGAUUCCUCGGCCGCUGUCCGCGGUGCUGAAAGUUAACGGAAUCGCCAGCGGCCACAUGGAGGCCACAACUCCGUGGGAAUACGCGGCCUAAAAUGUCACGGGUGCGGCUUGACUCACCAGCAGUUUUGUUGUUUUUCUUAUUUUCUCUUUGGUUUUGACUGAAACUUUUGACUACACAUGAGUCACACACGUCACGGGGGCCAAACUCGGCGCCUCACAAAUCUCGCCCAGCAGGGAGCUGGACCUUGUGCCUCCGGGAGCGUCUCAGGGGCGCAGGCGCAACAUGUCAACGACUUUUAUGAGACAGAGCUGGUUACAGGGAAGUCCCACGCAACGCAACGCGUCUUUAUCUCGCCAGUUUAACAUCCCAGCGUUAAGCCCCCUUUCCUCCAGCUGCAUUUUACGGACUAAACUGUUCUCACUUCGUUGCCUCUGUGUCUGACGAGGUGCGAAUCCCAAAGGAACUGACACCCUCCUCCCUCCACCUCCUCCUCCUCCUCCACCACCACCUCGUCGUGGUGCCGCAGCAGCAGCAGCCAGCGCGGUGAGUGCGUCCUGCAGCAGCAACAACAGCAGCAGCAGCAGCAGCAGACGUGGAGGCACCUGUCGUUUUCCAGGGCGAGCUGAGAACCAUUUUUAGGGAGUAAGAACAAGGCAUCUUACGAGACCAUUCGCAGCAGAAGCACCGCGGGGGGUCCGCGAAUACCGAUGGCUUCGCUUGUAGACAUUUGCGCCUCGCAGAAUUACGCAUUGGCCCCUUGAUGCUGAAGUGUGUUGCAGCUGAGGGGAGCAAUUUCAGUGCAUCCCUGUGAACACACACACACAUAUAUUGUGGAGCCUUUUGGAUACAAGCACAGGAGACAAUGAGAGGCUACCUGCUGACUGCAAUCUUCCUGCUGCCCUUGGUGGCCUCAGAGUCCGAGCACUGUAUAAUCAAGCGUGAGCACGAGAAAUGCAUGGAGAGGAUCACGCUGCACAACCCGAGCGAUGACCUUGAGUUAGUGUGUCCAUGGAUGUGGGAUAACCUGACCUGCUGGCAGGCGGCCAGGGAGGGUGAAGUUGUGGUGGUCAACUGCCCAAACCUCUUCGAUGAGUUCAUGGACCCUGACGAGGAGAUGGAGAAGGUCAGUCGUAACUGCACCAAGGAUGGCUGGUCCGAACCCUUCCCUCACUAUGUGGACGUCUGCUUCUUCUAUGACAACACCACGGAUCCCGAGGAGUACUAUGCCUCAGUCAAAGCCCUGUACACUGUCGGCUACAGCACGUCGCUGGUGUCUCUGACUACAGCCAUGGUCAUCCUCUGCAGAUUCAGGAAGCUCCACUGCACCAGGAACUUCAUUCACAUGAACCUGUUUGUGUCCUUCAUCCUGAGGGCCAUCUCCGUCUUUAUCAAGGACGGUGUGCUGUACGCUCAAGAGGACAGCGACCACUGCUUCGUUCACACAGUGGCGUGUAAAGCAGUAAUGGUUUUCUUCCAUUACUGUGUCAUGUCCAACUAUUUCUGGCUGUUCAUUGAAGGUCUGUAUCUCUUCACUCUGCUGGUGGAGACUUUCUUUCCGGAGAGACGCUACUUCUACUGGUACACCAUCGUCGGAUGGGGAACUCCGACCAUCUGCGUCACAGUCUGGGCAGUGCUGAGGCUCCACUUCCAUGACACUGGAUGCUGGGAUACAAAUGAGAACACUGCCCUCUGGUGGGUGAUCAAGGGACCAGUCGUGGCUUCUAUCAUGAUCAAUUUCGUCCUCUUCAUUGGAAUAAUCGUCAUCCUGGUCCAGAAGCUGCAAUCCCCUGAUAUCGGAGGGAACGAAUCAAGCAUUUACCUCAGCUGUGCUCAGAAAUGCUUCAGUGAGCCCACACAGGCUGUUCAGCAUUCGUGCAGGAUGUCAGAGUUAUCCACCAUCACACUGCGUCUGGCGCGCUCCACCCUCCUGCUCAUCCCGCUGUUUGGUAUUCACUACACUGUGUUCGCCUUCUCACCUGAGGACUUCAGCAAGAGGGAGAGACUGGUCUUUGAGCUGGGGCUGGGAUCCUUUCAGGGCUUUGUUGUAGCUGUCCUCUACUGUUUCCUCAAUGGAGAGUUUCUCCCUAAAGGUGCAGUCGGAGAUCAAGAGGAAAUGGCGCAGCUGGACGGUGAACCGAUACUUUGCUGUGGACCUGAAGCAGCAAAGGCACCCUUCGUUGGCCAGCAGCGGAGUGAACGGCGGGACUCAGCUGUCGAUCCUCAGCAAGAGCAGCUCCCAGAUACGCAUGUCCAGCCCGCUGGCGGAGAACGCCAACAUCAGCCUCCCCACCUGAGCGUCUGAUCGGCACGAGACAAACCUCAAGGUGCCGUUUCCACUUAGCGUACAUCCAGACCAACCAGAACAGACCAAAGUGGCCCCCUCUUAUAUUUUGUAGUUUGGCCUUCAAAAAUGAGGUAUUACUUAGAGCAUUUACUGGAUAUUCUUUGGAGGAUGUCAUAAUUUCUAAUUUCAUUUGACAACGUAAUCAGAUUUAUUUAUGCAUUUCAGCUGACUGACUAGUUGACUAGAUUGUGAUACAUUUAAUAUUUUUAUGAAUGAACCCAAAUUCAACUCGACUUUAAACAUGAAAAAAGAUAUUAGAAAUCCCCUUUCUACCAAUUAUUUUAAAUAUAUGCGCCCUGUUAUCAUUUGAUUUAUGAAUAAUAAUAAUGUAGAUUUGGUGCCAAAAAUGGUACAAGUUGUGACAGAGAAAAAACACAUCUCAUGUAGGGGUCAUAUUUGGCUGUCGGUGUUUAAAGUAAAUGUGCUUCAGAGUGCCAUACAGGUUGCCUGACUGGAUCUGAUCUCACAACAGUCCAAAGUGAAACAACAACCAAACGUUCGCCUUGCUUGUACAAAUGCUCAUUGUUUAAAUGUUCCAUCCUCAAUUUAAACAUUUUUCUACAAUCAGCCGUAAGUACAGAGUAUGUCAAAAGAUAUAUACAAAAAAAAAAAAAAGAAAAAGAAAAGAAACUCAUGAACUUUGUAAAUAGUUACUUUUGGUGUCUAGAUCAGAAUUAGUUUCUUUUUUGCAUAACGCAGUAUUGUAAUGACCUUUUCAAACAAAAGGAACUGGAGCCCAAAUCUGUAGACUUUCAUCACAUGUGCGGUAAAAUGACCCGGAAGAUCCUGCCCAAUAUAUUCUGAAAUAUUUGUUUGUAUUAAAUAAACACACACACACACACACACACACACACACACACACACACACACACA
Messenger RNA from Acanthopagrus latus (yellowfin seabream), 3225 nucleotides. RefSeq names its product pituitary adenylate cyclase-activating polypeptide type I receptor-like. The transcript has 15 exons. The record is from RefSeq and is a predicted model, not a curated record. Gene Ontology annotation, molecular function: vasoactive intestinal polypeptide receptor activity; peptide hormone binding; G protein-coupled peptide receptor activity. Gene Ontology annotation, biological process: adenylate cyclase-modulating G protein-coupled receptor signaling pathway; cell surface receptor signaling pathway. NCBI's taxonomy places the organism in Eukaryota, Metazoa, Chordata, Actinopteri, Spariformes, Sparidae. Gene Ontology annotation, cellular component: plasma membrane; neuron projection. Bases 871 to 2310 code for a protein of 479 amino acids.